Molecule: messenger RNA, 1323 nt
Organism: Bipolaris oryzae ATCC 44560
Lineage: Eukaryota; Fungi; Ascomycota; Dothideomycetes; Pleosporales; Pleosporaceae
Exons: 3
Coding region: 1-1323 (440 amino acids)
Biological process (GO): adenylate cyclase-activating G protein-coupled receptor signaling pathway
Cellular component (GO): plasma membrane
Molecular function (GO): G protein-coupled receptor activity
Source: RefSeq, a predicted model, not a curated record
AUGGUCGACACACUCUCUGAACUGGAACUCCCUGCGUCCAGACAGCAGGACAGUUCAAUUCCCAACAACAUGGACCCACUCACGCCUGUCUACAAGGCUGGCCUGAUUCCUAUAGCCGUAUUCGCCAUGAUGAGCUUGGUAUCAGUAACCGCCCUACUUGCAUUCAUCACCCAGCGAAUGGUGUCUUGGCGAAAACACUACAGGCAGUAUGUCGGAUACAACCAAUACGUCAUUCUCAUCUACAACCUACUUCUUGCGGAUCUUCAGCAAUCGGCUGCCUUUGCCAUAUCCUUCCAUUGGUUAAAGCUCAACAAGAUUGUCGCUCCUACUGGGGCGUGCUUCGUCCAGGCCUGGUUCCUUCACAUCGGUGAUGUUUCGAGUGGCUUUUUCGUCCUUGCCAUCGCUAUUCACACCUGGCUGGGUGUGGUCAAGGGAUAUAAAAUGCCAUUCAAGUGGUUCGUCAUAUCAAUUUUGUUGAUUUGGGCCUUUGCACUGUUUCUCACAGUGCUGGGACCAGCAAUGCAUCAAGAGCGAUACUUUGCUCGCGCUGCAGGAUGGUGUUGGGUGUCACACGAAUUUCAAGACGAACGCCUCUGGUUACACUAUCUCUGGAUCUUCAUUGUAGAGUUUGGCACCAUCAUCAUCUACGCCCACCUGUUUUUCCAUCUACGUGGCCGCAUCCAGAGCAUCAUGGCAAACGACACCAGCAAGCUGUCACGAGCAACCAAGUUCAUGGUCAUGUAUCCUGCCGUCUACGUUAUCCUGACUCUGCCUAUUGCUGUAGGGCGUAUGGUCGCCAUGACGGGUCAGCCGAUGCCAGACCUCUUCUUCGUCGUUUCGGGCUGCCUCCUCACAUCCUGUGGGUGGAUCGAUGCACUUUUGUACGCCCUCACAAGACGAGUGUUGGUGUCUGGGGACUUAAGCACCGGUCAAUAUAACAGAACCGCCACCAUAACACUUACCAACAACGCGCGCCCUGGCGAUACUGAGCGCUACGGUCUCCAAUCUAUGAACUCCAAGGAACCCCCCGCCACCUCGUGCACCAUCACAAUCACAGGUGGGAACGGCAGGCUAUCUCGCAUAGUCGAACACCACCGCACGCGCAGCUACAUGACGCGAUCACGCCACGACGCCACCGACUACGAUGAAGAGAGUGCCACGCGAACAGGAUCGCAAGAUUCCAUCAUGAAGCCAUUGCAAUCACCCAAUGGCAUCAAUAUCAUGACGGAAACCAGUGUGCAAGUGGAGCCUGCAAUCGACAGAGAAUUGGAAAUGGGAGGCACGCCGCCGAAAGAAUGGAACGACGUCCACAUUCACCCAUGA